Molecule: messenger RNA, 639 nt
Organism: Fusarium oxysporum Fo47
Lineage: Eukaryota; Fungi; Ascomycota; Sordariomycetes; Hypocreales; Nectriaceae
Product: MARVEL domain-containing protein
Exons: 2
Coding region: 1-639 (212 amino acids)
Source: RefSeq, a predicted model, not a curated record
AUGCAAGAAAAAAGUCCACUCUACCCUACCGACGCAAAGGAGGUCGAAUACCUCAAGCACAGUCCCUCCGUACAAGACGACCACAAAAUAGAUCUUGAGAGCUCGCUAUUGAGCCAACAAAUCCCGAAGCUAUCGACAGAUACCGCCGACUAUCGGGAGAAGAAGCGCCUGGCAGGUCUAAUUUCCCAUGCCGUGCUACGUAUGCUGCAAUGCAUAUUCGCCGUAGUCGUGGCGAUCCUGUACGGACUUGACCUUGCCCAAGCGACAAAAGACAAUGCAAGGGCAGACGCGUCUUGGGUCUACGCCGAGCUUGUAGCCGGAGUGUCCAUGAUCAUCUGUAUCAUGCAACUGUUCUUCAUGACGGCUGUGUGGUACUGGGGCUUGUUGGAUGCUCUGGUCUCUGUUCUAUGGCUGGCGCAGUUUGGGGUGUUUGCUUCGAUUUAUCUAGACGCGGAGGGAGAUGAAGCAUUUGCGCCAGCUUCACACGGCAGGAUGCAGGCGGCUGUCUGGGUCAAUCUCAUCAGCGUUCUUCUGUGGUUCGCGACAACACUAUAUGGUAUUAUAGGGUGCUGCGCUCGUUUCAGGAAAUCACGACAGAAGGGCAAAUCUGUCGAGAUGAGUUUGGUGAGCGAGAGCUAG